Mizuhopecten yessoensis (Yesso scallop) is the source of this 2094-nucleotide messenger RNA. RefSeq lists its product as uncharacterized. Bases 95 to 754 code for a protein of 219 amino acids. Gene Ontology annotation, biological process: synaptonemal complex assembly. The transcript is spliced from 9 exons. The record is from RefSeq and is a predicted model, not a curated record. Lineage: Eukaryota; Metazoa; Mollusca; Bivalvia; Pectinida; Pectinidae. Gene Ontology annotation, cellular component: synaptonemal complex.
UCGCUGCAGCUAGAGUUACUUCCCCUCUUGUAAGUUGACGUUAGGCGGGAAUACAAACGGACGUCCUAAGACAACGAAAAGAAUCAAGAUAGAAAUGUUGCGACACAGUCUAAAUGAAGUUCAACAAGAGAGAAAUUGUCUGGAGAACAAGCUCCAUGAAGAGAGAGCAAAGAGAAGAGGACUUGAACAGGAAUUAGAAAAAAUAAAGAACAAAUUAGUACAGGUGAAAGAUAUUCACACCAAAAACACAGAAACUGCAAAAGUUGUCCAUCAUAAAGUGGGUCAGAUUCAAGCAUUGGCCAACAGUAUUGAAGAAGAAAACCAAGCCCGAAGAAACACAAUUGCUGAGAAAAAUGACAAAAUAGAAUCUCUAAAGAACAGUCAACACAAGGAAAUAAACAAAUUUGAAGAAAACUUGGCAGCCAUUGCAGACAAACUGGUUGCUGCUCGAAAGUUCUAUGAUGAUGACAAUCUGAGCAAGGAAAUUUCAAUACUUGAAGAAAGAAAACAGCAGAUGGAAAAUAAAGCUGGAGACAUCUACCAGGAAAUGAUGGCAUUACAGUCAAGUUUUGAAGAAUUAAGGCUUGGAGCAGAAAAUCAUAACGAUUUUAAUGAUAGCGGGAUCGACAUGGAUACAAAGAAAUCCAUUAGGUCACUGUUCCAAGAUGAACAUGGCAGAGCGUUCUCAGCCUUAGAGAAGGUUAAAGCAGAUAUACAGAAAGACAAAGACUUGCUACAGGAACUCAAAGUGUAAUCUACAAGAUCAGCUGUACAACGAAACAUAAAAUAGUUUUGUACAAUAGAGUUUAUUAACUCAUUCACCCUUGAAGGCACGUUUGAACUCCUCUGAUUCAGAGACUGUUUGUUAUGAAAUUUCAGGGAUGAAUGAGUUAGUAUUCAGAAUAUACACUAAUAUUUAUUCAAUACAGACGGACCAUUUAACUUACAGGAUACAACGCUGUAUACUUUUCCACAAAUUUGAAGUGUGGGCAGAAUUUGUGUACAACAAAAAGAAAGCUACAAUUGACUUUGAAGGAAAUAUUUCACCACUGAAUGACAUGCUAUGGUUACACAAAUGUACAUGAUAUAAUUACUGCAGUAGAUCUAACUUACACUAGUACUAUUAAAUAUGACUAGAACAUAAAUUGUGUUUGGUAAUAUUAAAUUGAAAUUCAAAAGUAAUUAUCUUAUUUAGAAUAUAUUUUAAUGUUAUUUAUAUCAUAUUGAUUUAAAUGUUUAAGUUUUUGUUCAAUUUUAUAAAAAGCUGUUAAUUUGUGAAAUUGCUUUUGAUUUCAAUAUUGUUUUGAAUAAAAUCAGGUAGGAAAUGAAUUUCGGAAAUUGUUUUCAUCUAAACUUGCAUAAAGUGCCUGCAUGGCAUUGGGUUUCCAUCAUCUGACCAUUUUCCACUUAUUACUUUAAAUACCUUCCCUGAGGCAUAACAUUAUGUCAUAUAACUUAAUUACUGGAGUAAAGAGGCCUAUUAGCCAUGGUCUUCUGAUGAAAUAUGAGGCCUAGAUUUUUUUCUGUAAUUUGCUGGAUUAUCAAACUGUAAAGUUGUCAUACUUCUGGUCUACAUAAUGUAUCAAAGGAUAUGUAUUUGACCCCAAUGACCUAGAAAGUACUGUAGGUCAAGGUAAUCAAAACCAGGAAUUAUGUUAGCACACCAUCCUUAUUUCCUCUUCAAUACUGAUAUUGUUCUCACAUGUUGCAGAAUAUAUCAAUAUUUUUUACUUGUGCUUAGCGCUUGUGAAAUAUACCGUGUAUAUAUGUAUCUAUUGUUUUCAACAGGAAACCGUCCAAAUACUCUCUUUUUAUUUCAGAAAAAUUUCAUUGAUGAAACUGAAAUUUACCCAAAAUAUACUUAAGUUAAUAUACAAACAUUCUGACAGAAAAUAUGAAUCAAAGAUUUUUUUCAUAGAAUAUUUAUUAUCAUUGCAUUAUUUCACAAUAACUUCCAUACUGUACAGAUCUUUAAGAUAUAUAUAUAAAUUAAAUAGUGAAAUUUGCCAAUGUAUAUAAAACUUCGUAAAUCCAUAGGGAAAAAAAUGAUGUUGCCUACAGCUCAAAGACUUUUAGCACUGUGACCAUCAGAAA